UCUCUCGCCCUCCGUAUUUCUCAUGACGACAUAUUGUCUGUGAAGAGCAAAUUCUGGAAAGCCAAGAGAGAAAGAGGAUUACUAUUUAUUCCUGAACAAUACACGAAGUAUCUGUCAUUUAAGAUAAAAAAAAAAUGGAGCCGUCAGCCAGUCCAGCGAAGGAUAACCACAGGAUGAACAGCUACAAGAACAAAGCCCUGAAUGUGGAGGAGAUGAGACGCAGGAGAGAGGAGGAGGGUGUCCAGCUGAGGAAGCAGAAACGAGAGCAACAGCUGUUCAAGAGGAGAAACGUUGACAUGUUGAACGAGGAGGGAGUCAUGUUUGAGAGUCCACUGGUCGACUCGUAUGUGGACUCCACAGCCACAGAGGAAGGAGUCCUAACUAGACGCCUGGUGGAAAUGCUCUUCUCCGAGGACCCAGAGCUUCAACUCACUACAACACAGACAUUCAGGAAACUACUGUCCAAAGAACCCAAUCCACCUAUUGACGAGGUCAUCAACACCCCGGGCAUUGUAGAGAGGUUUGUAGAGUUCCUCAAGAUGAGCGUCAACUGCACAUUACAGUUUGAGGCAGCCUGGGCCCUGACCAACAUAGCAUCAGGUACUUCCAUGCAGACUAACAUAGUAAUCGAGGCAGGAGCAGUACCCAUCUUUAUAGAACUUCUCAACUCGGACUUCGAAGAUGUUCAGGAACAGGCGGUGUGGGCUUUGGGUAACAUAGCAGGGGACAGUGCAGUGUGCAGAGACUACGUACUCAACUGUAAUAUCCUGCCACCACUAUUAAUGCUUCUGACUAAAUCCACCAGACUGACCAUGACCAGGAAUGCAGUGUGGGCUCUGUCUAACCUGUGCAGGGGGAAGAGCCCCCCACCUGUAUUUGAAAAGGUGUCCCCCUGUCUGCAGGUCCUGUCUAGACUGUUGUUCAGCAGCGAUUCAGAUCUGUUAGCAGACGCCUGCUGGGCUCUGUCCUACCUCUCUGAUGGACCCAACGAGAAGAUCCAGGCUGUCAUCGACUCUGGCGUCUGCAGGCGCCUCGUAGAGCUGCUCAUGCACACAGACUACAAGGUGGCGUCUCCUGCUCUGAGAGCAGUGGGGAACAUCGUUACUGGAGACGACAUUCAGACACAGGUGGUGUUGAACUGUUCAGCCCUGCCCUGUCUGCUCCACCUGCUGAGUAGUCCUAAAGAGUCCAUCCGGAAAGAAGCCUGCUGGACCAUCUCUAACAUCACAGCUGGCAACAGGGCUCAGAUACAGACGGUGAUCGACGCCAACAUCUUCCCUGUGCUGAUCGACAUCCUGCAGAAGGCGGAGUUUCGAACCAGGAAGGAAGCAGCCUGGGCCAUCACUAACGCCACCUCUGGAGGAACACCAGAACAGAUCAGGUACCUGGUGAACCUGGGCUGUAUCAAGCCUCUGUGUGACCUGUUGACGGUGAUGGACAGUAAGAUAGUCCAGGUGUCUCUGAACGGUCUGGAGAACAUUCUGCGACUGGGAGACCAAGAGGCCAAGCAGGAUGCAGGACCCAGUGGUACCGGCAUCAACCCCUACUGCUCUCUCAUAGAGGAGGCCUAUGGUUUGGAUAAGAUCGAGUUUCUUCAGAGUCAUGAGAACCAAGAGAUCUACCAGAAGGCCUUUGAUCUGAUAGAGCACUACUUUGGAGUGGAGGAGGAGGACCAGAGUCUGGCUCCUCAGGUGGACCAGGUCAACCAGCAGUUCCUCUUCCCCCAGCAGGAGGCACCCAUGGAGGGCUUCCAGCUAUAACAUCCUCCCUGUCCUCUGGUUCAUCCAAAACAUCACUCAUAUACCCAUGGAUCCCAUUGGAAGGCUUUCAGUUAACUUCUUCCCCCAUAUCCCCUACCAAUGGGAGAGUUCUGAGGUAAAUUAGGGUCCCUGUGUCCCUCCAACCACCACCCAUCCUAUAUGCCCCAGCCCGUGGCGAGCUCUGCACAGGGUCCCUGUGUCCCUCCAACCACCACCCAUCCUAUAUGCCCCAGCCCGUGGCUAGCUCUGCACAGGGUCCCUGUGUCCCUCCAACCACCACCCAUUCUAUAUUCCCCAGCCUGUGGCGAGCUCUGCACAGGGUCCCUGUGUCCCUCCAACCACCACCCAUCCUAUAUGCCCCAGCCCGUGGCUAGCUCUGCACAGGGUCCCUGUGUCCCUCCAACCACCACCCAUCCUAUAUGCCCCAGCCCGUGGCUAGCUCUGCACAGGGUCCCUGUGUCCCUCCAACCACCACCCAUUCUAUAUUCCCCAGCCUGUGGCGAGCUCUGCACAGGGUCACUGUGUCCCUCCAACCACCACCCAUCCUAUAUGCCCCAGCCCGUGGCGAGCUCUGCUACCCCAACUUCUACUGAUGCAGGGUUUCCAGGGUCUCCUGUGCCCCAUCUUUUCUCCACUGUGACCUUCCAGGCUCAACCAUGGAACGUUGUCCUCUCCCUCCUAUCCCAUGGAAGGCUUUAUCCAACCUAUAUUCCCCAAUCCCCGUGAGCGUGGCUCCUACCUACCCAAACAGAUCAGACACUUCUAACAGAACACCACGUCUCGGCUGAGUAGCCAAUCGGAGAGCUGAACUCACAACACAUGACCUGAUGAUAAAACACAGCUCUUCCUGAUCAGUGAUCACACACCAGGGCAGGUUUGAAAUGCACAGAUACAUUGAGAAAUACCGCAGGUACUGUUCAUAGUCUUGAUUUCUUCUGACAGUAGCAGUGGCUUGUUGUGGUUUUUACUGCUUCCUGUCGGCCCAUAGGGAUGACCUUUAGGAUGUGAGGGGUCAAAUCUGACCUAGUGUUAUUUCACUUAUUUAUCCUUUCCCCUCAUUUAGCUUUUGUCAGCCCUGUUUUUUAUUUUUUUCUCCCCCCCCUGUCCUGUCAGUGUACCACCUGAAGGCUUGUGUCCCCAGACUGAAAGCUUCUUUAUUGUUAGCAAUAGAACUGAGGCCAAACCCUCAUUCACAUUGGUUUCUGUCUUAUCAGACAUACAGGGUUCCACUAAAACAAUUCUGGGGAUUCUUAGUAAUUCUAGAACUAUGGUUUGGAGUGUUGACCCAAUGUUCUCCUUCUAGAACUGACAGUCCUUUCUCUACAAUUUUUAUUUCCUACAACUUUUAGCAACUUUUUUUGUUUUGUUUGCGUCAGAUGAUUUCUUGGACCUGGGGAGGGAUGACGAGGGUGGAACAACAUGUUGGGUUCUAAAUCGUAAAAUCAGGAAAAAUUUGGGGCUAACGGAUGGCGUCGAGUGGGGUGAGGGAGGGGGGUCCAUAUUGAACCGUAUAACAGUUAAAAUACCUAGGUUACUAGCUUGAUCUGAAGUUGAUAUAGCUAGAGAUAUAAUGUUCGUUGUGUGCUGUGUUCUUAAUAACGAUAGAUUUGAAUUAUGACGUGAUUCUAACUAUUAAAACGGCAUACCGCUGGGGGGGGGCUACACUAACUUGAGAAAAAACACUCAGCUUCACGUAAAUCAGGCAUCAAUGUCAGGUUCACUGUAAUAUCCUAUUUACUCACCUGCAUGUAUGGUAAUGGUACGCUAAGCCAUAUGGGCCCUGGUCUAAACUAGUGCACUAUAUAGGGAAUUAGGGCCCUGGUCUAAAGUAGUGUAUAUAGGGAAUAGGGCUCUGGUCUAUAGUAGUGCACUAUAUAGGGAAUAGGGCUCUAGUCUAAAGUAGUGCACUAUAUAGGGAAUAGGGCUCUGGUCUAAAGUAGUGCACUAUAUAGGGAAUAGGGCUCUGGUCUAUAGUAGUGUACUAUAUAGGGAAUAGGGCUCUGGUCUAUAGUAGUGCACUAUAUAGGGAAUAGGGCUCUGGUCUAAAGUAGUGUACUAUAUAGGGAAUAGGGCCCUGGUCUAUAGUAGUGUACUAUAUAGGGUAUAAUUUGGAACAGAGCUCCAGUGUAAAUAGAUAUGUUGAUGCUGAGUUGCAGUAGGCCCUGGGAUUUGGUGUGUGUGUCCCCCCCCUGGUGUGUAUGUAUGCUAGGGUUUGCAUGGUGUUCCUAUUGCCCUACCUACAGUCACGCAGUAUCCUUUUGCCAAACACCUGGAAUUAUUGUUGGGAGAGGCAGCGAGAGAGGCAGGGUGAGAAAGUGCCGUAAUUUAAGUCUCCUAGAAAAUCGAACAAGAUAUUUUUUUUAAGCAAUAAGGCCCGAGGGGUUGUGAUAUAUGGCCAAUAUAUCCCACGGUUAAGGGCUGUUCUUAGGCACGACGCAACGCAGAGUGCCUGGACACAGCCCUUAGCCGUGUUAUAUUACCCAUAUACCACAAACCCCCAAGGUGCAUUAUUGCUAUUAUAAACUGGGUGGUUCGAGCCCUGAAUGCUGAUUGGCCCGACAUCUGUGGUAUAUCAGACCGAAUAAAACGGGUAUGACAACAUGUAUUUUUACUGCUCUAAUUACAUUGGUAACCAGUUUAUAAUUAAGCAAUAAAGCUCGAGGUGUGGUGUAUAUGGCCAAUAUACCACGGCUAAGGGCUGUGUCCAGGCACUCAGCGUUGCAUCGUACUAGGUAUCAUUGUGAUGGCGAUGCGUACUAGGUAUCACUGUGAUGGCGAUGCGUACUAGGUAUCAUUGUGAUGGCGAUGCGUACUAGGUAUCACUGUGAUGGCGAUGCGUACUAGGUAUCAUUGUGAUGGCGAUGCGUACUAGGUAUCAUUGUGAUGGCGAUGCGUACUAGGUAUCUUUGCGAUGGCGAUGCGUACUAGGUAUCAUUGUGAUGGCGAUGCGUACUAGGUAUUGUGAUGGUGAUGCGUACUAGGUAUCAUUGUGAUGGUCGAUGCGUACUAGGUAUCAUUGUGAUGGCGACGCGUACUAGGUAUCAUUGUGAUGGCGAUGCGUACUAGGUAUCAUUGUGAUGGUCGAUGCGUACUAGGUAUCAUUGUGAUGGCGAUGCGUACUAGGUAUCAUUGUGAUGGCGACGCGUACUAGGUAUUGUGAUGGCGACGCGUACUAGGUAUCAUUGUGAUGGCGAUGCGUACUAGGUAUCAUUGUGAUGGCGAUGCGUACUGGGUAUCAUUGUGAUGGUCGUUGCGUACUAGGUAUCAUUGUGAUGGCGAUGCGUACUGGGUAUCAUUGUGAUGGCGAUGCGUACUGGGUAUCAUUGUGAUGGCGAUGCGUACUGGGUAUCAUUGUGAUGGUCGAUGCGUACUAGGUAUCAUUGUGAUGGCGAUGCGUACUAGGUAUCACUGUGAUGGCGAUGCGUACUAGGUAUCACUGUGAUGGCGACGCGUACUAGGUAUCAUUGUGAUGGCGACGCGUACUAGGUAUCAUUGUGAUGGCGAUGCGUACUAGGUAUCACUGUGAUGGCGACGCGUACUAGGUAUCAUUGUGAUGGCGAUGCGUACUAGGUAUCAUUGUGAUGGUCGAUGCGUACUAGGUAUCAUUGUGAUGGCGAUGCGUACUAGGUAUCAUUGUGAUGGCGAUGCGUACUAGGUAUCAUUGUGAUGGCGAUGCGUACUAGGUAUCAUUGUGAUGGCGAUGCGUACUAGGUAUCAUUGUGAUGGCGAUGCGUACUAGGUAUCAUUGUGAUGGCGAUGCGUACUAGGUAUCAUUGUGAUGGCGAUGCGUACUAGGUAUCAUUGUGAUGGUCGAUGCGUACUAGGUAUUGAUAUGUAUUAUUCACUGUCGCAUUAGAAAAGUGUACAACUCCCCUUAUUCUUCUCAUAGGGUGCAUUUGAAUUGACACUUUAUUCCUCUUAGUGCACUCGUUUUGACAGGAGACACCUAUGGAGCCUCUGGUCAGAGGUAGAGGCCACUCGUUUUGACAGGAGCCACCUAGGGAGCCUCUGGUCAGAGGUAGAGGCCACUCGUUUUGACAGGAGCCACCUAGGGAGCCUCUGGUCAGAGGUAGAGGCCACUCGUUUAGACAGGAGCCACCUAUGGAGCCUCUGGUCAGAGGUAGAGGCCACUCGUUUAGACAGGAGCCACCUAGGGAGCCUCUGGUUCAGAGGUAUAGGCACUACAUCAGACAAGGUGUCAUGCAUCUAACGACAACCAGGGUUUGGCAAGGGAUAAGUCUUUUUAAUUUAGACCGUGACGAACCUAACCGCAACAGAAAUUAAGUUAAGAUGUAUUUGCACAGACACUUAAUGCACACAUGCAUACAACACCAGCAGACUGUACACAGCUCACACGGAUGAGUGCUACACAAGGAGAAUCAACUUCCAUAAUCCACCUUGUUGAAGGCACGUUAUUGCAUGUUUUCUUUCUGUGCUAUAUUGGGUUUUCAAUGCGGUAUGUUCAUUCAAUGUUUUCUUUCGUCGUUUUUCCACUUCCUUAUCGGCACUAUUGAGAUUAUGCGCCUACCCACAAUGCAUCACAUUCACAGCAUCCUUUAAUAUCUCAAAUUUAAAAAAAUAAAUAAAAUAAAAAAUUAAGAGAAACUGACAUUUUUAUUUUUGACAUUUUUCUUGGGGAAUUGCAGGGUCUACUUCCUGGUAAUAUGCUCAGUUGAAAGAAUUUACAGGAUAGAACAAUAUAGUAAUUUCACGUGGAGAGUUGGGAAAUGAACACAUUCAUUAGAUUAGCGUUGAAAACGUGACCAGCGGUCGAGAAAUCAACUAAUAAAGUGGAAAACGUUUCAAAUUCAUAGAAUGACAGUAAAAGCAGUUAGCUGAAAUCCAUUGUUUAUUUUCCACACGGAUGGUGAACCGCUUACAUUCACUCUGUCAUUUUCGCUCGCUAAUCCUGUAGAAUCAGCAACGGCUCUAAUCCAAUUAAUUAGUUUUUUUUUUUUUUUUUACGCUUCCGCAUGUCACUUAUUACGUUGUCUUAACCUUUUUGUGUUAUCUUCAACCUAGGUAUUAUGGAAGCCUUUUCUUCUUGCUGCUACGUGACUGAAGAUGGUUAGAUGAUAUGCCCUUAGACACAGAUCUAGGAUCAGCUUGCCCUCCCUUUUAAUCCUGACCUGUAACAUUUAAUGGGGCAAAAAAGCAAAACUGAUCAUAGGUCAGUCUCUUUGGGUUGAGUCGGAGCCUAAACAGUUUGGUGGUGACAUUUUGACUGACCGGCACUGUGUGAGGAAGCGAUACAUGUACAAACUGUUAUGUUCUCAUCAGUCACAUCUUGUUCUGAGGAUCCACUGUUUCCCCUGGUUGAGCAGAACUGGGUUUGAGGUAAACAAAAUCAGAAUAUACAAAGCUGUUUUAUUUCAAACUUAAUGCCUAAACUUUCAUUUUGGAAGGGUAUCUGUAACGCAUCUUUAAAUAAUAAUGUCUUACUUGAUACGCUAGCUAUGAGGACCCUAGUCACUGCACAUGUUAUCCCCUAUGGUUAUAUUGUCCUUCCUGACGUGAUGUCUCGGUAGGUUGACCCUGUGAGGAUGCGGAGCCAUGACUUUGUACAAUGUCAUACCUUGUUAUUAUGUUCAAUCUGCAAAAUGGUGAUUUUUCACGGUCUGCAAAAUGGUGAUUUUUCAUGGUCUGCAAAAUGGUGAUUUUUCACGGUAUGCAAACUGGUGAUUUUUCACGGUCUGCAAAAUGGUGAUUUUUCACGGUCUGCAAAAUGGUGAUUUUUACACGGUCUGCAAAAUGGUGAUUUUUCACGGUCUGCAAAAUGGUGAUUUUUCACGGUCUGCAAAAUGGUGAUUUUUCACGGUCUGCAAAAUGGUGAUUUUUCACGGUCUGCAAAAUGGUGAUUUUUCACGGUCUGCAAAAUGGUGAUUUUUCACGGUCUGCAAAAUGGUGAUUUUUUUCACGGUCUGCAAAAUGGUGAUUUUUCACGGUCUGCAAAAUGGUGAUUUUUUUCAUGGUCUGCAAUGGUUUUGGACACGUUGCGCUUUGGUUGACAUGCAAAAUGUAUUGACGUUGGUAAGAGACUAAGCUUGUCAUUGAUCUAACAUGGACAGUUAGUAACAGUAAUAGGCUAUUAUAGGAGUCUAUGCACGUUGGGCCUCUAAAGGGAAAUGGUUGUCCACAGAACAAGUGUUCCAAACCGACAUUUUGAGACUAAAUAAAUCUUGGAAAACGUGAAAAAUUGGCUAAAGAACUUUUGACUCUACAUCACUAACAAGUGGAGAAGCAUUUAUAUAUCAGAAGUCCUCCUCUUGUUUUUCUCUCUCGACUUCUGUGUGCAGUCUAUCAACAGACUUCCAGAGAAGUAAAACAUUUUAAAAAACACAAAAUAAACAAAUAUAUUUAUAUUUAUGAAGAAAAACAAAAUGCACUCCUAUUCACUGAAGUGCCAAUCCUGACCAACUAAAGACUUGAGGGUGAUUUACAUAUGUCUUUUUGACUUAUUGAUUAAUUAAAUUUUCUUAAUAUUUCCUUGAAUGUGCACACAUUUUGUGCAAAAACCAUUGCUGCUCUAUUUUCCUCGUCUUAUAGUUCCAUGAUGUGGUUUCUCUGAAAGUGGCAUUCUCUACUGCUUUUGCACUGUGGGAUUGGGUCAGAAUAGUCAUUUUAAAUCGGCCAAAAAAAACAAAACUAAUUUAUUCCAUCAUGCUGAUCCGUCUAACUAAAUAUUGAUGCUCUUUUCUUACAGUUUUAAUGCAUUGUUGAUUUCACUGUGCAGACCUCACACUGAUGCAGCUGUGGGACAGACAGUCCAGACGUUCGUUAGAAAGAUGCAGGGUCAUCAAGUGUAAUUUUAGCCUGAGGCAAAGACUGCACUGCACAUUAGGGCCCUGAGGUUUUUCCUAGUCAGGUCACAUGGUCUGGAAAAGCUCCCGGCCCAGUUUAUCAGGUCAGUUAUCGUAUCAGGCCCAAUACAGGGCCACGUUCAGUAGCCAAACGUUACAAAUGGAAAUGCCACAAAUGGAGAGCCAACGUUAUUCCAUAUGUUUGUUUUUACAUAGAAAUAUUUCUAUCUGAACGUUUGAAAAUGUUGCGUUCCUGCUGAACGUGCCCCGGGGUUUCUCCACCUAAACUACCAUGUUUGCGCAUAAUGAGUCUAACCCAUCUUAUCACAAGAACUAAACAGCCAAUUCAAAAUGGACACUACUCACCAAAGUUGUUUUUUACAUUUUUUUUUUUCUUUCUUGAUUUUGAGCAGCUAUACCAUUACAUGGAUAUGGAUGGUUCUCGAAUAUGUUUCAGUGGCAUAAUCUUCUUGGCUGUCCAGACCCAGUCAAUCAACCAAACAACCAAUAACUUGUCCUGACACUUCUCUCAGCUAUUUCUUGUUUUAGCACAAAGACUCAGAAACACUUCUCUUGAGAUGGGAAGCUAGGUUAUUGGCUGAGAAUGAACAACCUAACAAGUAAUGCAAUAAAUAUUCUCCAAAAGUCCGCCGUCCCAAGAGGUUUAAGUUGCGUCCCGAAGUGCACCCUAUUCCCUAUUUUAAUGAACAACUUUUGACCAGCAGUCCAUGGAGUUCUGGUCAAAAAUGGUGCACAAUAUACCCCCACAGUGGAGGUGUCAUAAUACCCAUAAAACCUAGUGGUCAAACAGGGAAAUAAAUCGAUUUUUUUCCCACCAUUUCAUUUUUCCCCAUAGGCGAUUUUAGAAACACUUAAAAUAAGGGCUGUGUUUUGUGUAGGCUUACCCUGGCGUGACAUUUUGAUAACCGUGUAGAUCUCUCUCGGACAAGGUGACUCAAUAUAUUCGGCUCUCUUUUUACUCGUAGAAUCGAAAAUACUUAAAGUAGACAUCGUGCAAGACUACAAAUCCCUGCAUGCUUCUCCACGUCAUCUCUAGCUGACAUCUUUGCUAUUAGGUCAAUUUAAAACCUGCACAAGAUAGUUCACAGAAUUGUCAAUUUUAAAGAUAUGUAGCUAAUUUACUCAUUAAUCCAGAGAUUCUUACCUUUGCCGUGAGUCGGCAGUCUCGUCCAGAUUAUCAUGGUAUUUGUAGUUCUUUAUGAUAGCCACAUUAGCAGUUAAUUAUCGUUUCAUUUUGGUGGAGCAGUACAGGCAAACAUUAAGUCACCAUGUCCGGAAAAGAUCUACACGGUUAUCAAAACAUCACGCCAGGGUAAGCCUACACGUAACACAGCCCUUAUUUUAAGUGUUCCUAAUAAAAAAACUUAUGGAUGGUGGGAAAACAAUUGGAGCCAUUUCCCUGUUUGACCACUAUGUUUUAUAGGCAUUAUGACUCAUACUGUGGUAUGUUCUAGGGAAUAGGGGCAUUUGGGAGGGAGUUUAAGACUUCUUAUUCAGGUUUUUUCCCUCAAGAGGGCAAUUAACAGAGAUGACUGGUCAACAGUUUCCUAGAACAAAUCUGGGAUGCAGGAAUGUGAAGUAAUUUACAUAAAAAAUGAUAAUCAAGAGUUCAAUUGGAACUAUGUGUAUGAUUUUAUAAUUUAGGGGGUGUUUAUAUUUUGUUCUCUUACACACAAGUGUGUAAUGGAAUUAUUUUUUGUAUUUCAUUUUUUUUUUUUUUUUGCAUAUCUGACUCCCACUGAGACGACUGCAGGGAUUCGGGUCAUGGCAAGGGUCGCCAUUGUACAGUGCCCCUGGAAAUAUGUACAUUAGCUGAAGGAAUCAUCCAUAUUUUGUAAUGACUGCUGAAAUGCUUUUUAAGGCAUAGUAAAGGGAUAGGAGUUUUUCCCCUGACCAAAUGACAAGGAGAAACUGUGUCCCAAAUGGGCAUUAUAUACCCUAUAUAAUGCACAACUUUUUACCAGGAACUACUUUUGACCAUAGACCUGUUAGGUCCUGGUCAAAAGUUGUGAACCACAUAGGGAAUAAGGUGCCAUUUGCUCUAGUAUCUGUUUCCCUGUCGGGCCUUUUGGUCAGGAACAACUCCUAGGCAUGGAUUUGAAAAAUAAUCAAGAUACAUUUUGAAAUGGGAUAAAAAAAAAAAAUGUCUUCUGGCCUAGAUUGUGUAUAACUGAGACAAAGGUGUUUGAAAAUCCCAAGCCACGCCUUAGUGCUUGGCUUUGUCAAAUAAAUAAUGCUAUCUAGGCUAUAAUUGUUUACAAUGCUACAUGUUUAUAAAGUGUUUUUUCAUAUGUCAUAACUGACCAGUCCUGAUGUAUUCUCUGGUCCUCUCAUGUCGCUCUCUUUCAAUGUAUUUAUUUCCAAAACAAAUCUUUUUUUUUAUUUUCUUUUGCUUAUGAUAACCCAUAUUAUACUGUGACUUGACAUUACCGACGGUAUGAAUGAGUGACUGAUACACUUCAACUGAACAUGACACACAAACAUGAACACAGAAACAAAAACAAAAAAAACAAAUGCAUUAACAAAUAUUAGAAAUGUAUAAAAAGAAACGUGUCCAGUGGAAACUGUACAAAAUAAAAAAUAAAAUGUUGCAACCCUU
This is a messenger RNA of Salvelinus fontinalis (brook trout), 11180 nucleotides long. RefSeq names its product importin subunit alpha-7. The record is from RefSeq and is a predicted model, not a curated record. Bases 135 to 1760 code for a protein of 541 amino acids. Gene Ontology annotation, biological process: NLS-bearing protein import into nucleus. Gene Ontology annotation, cellular component: nucleoplasm; nucleus; cytoplasm. Gene Ontology annotation, molecular function: nuclear import signal receptor activity; protein binding. NCBI's taxonomy places the organism in Eukaryota, Metazoa, Chordata, Actinopteri, Salmoniformes, Salmonidae. The transcript is spliced from 12 exons.